Hydra vulgaris (swiftwater hydra) is the source of this 6795-nucleotide messenger RNA. Lineage: Eukaryota; Metazoa; Cnidaria; Hydrozoa; Anthoathecata; Hydridae. The record is from RefSeq and is a predicted model, not a curated record.
UCAACAACAACAAAAAAACAAACCCAAUGUUUGGAACAAUAAUAUUAUCGUUAAAUCUUUCACAGUACAUCAUGAUGCAUCUUCGCUGAACAAAUUUUACUUCAAAUCGGAUACCAAAUCUUAAUUUAACGAAAAAAAACAAAACAUGGAUACGACUAAUAUUCAAGUUGGUAUAAGAAUAAGACCCUUAAUACGCAGAGAGAUCCAGACUAACCAGACUUGUUAUUGGAAUGCAGAUAAUAAAAGAAUUUACAGUACAGAAAAAGAGUAUCAUUUUGAUGAAGUUUUUGAUUCUACAUCAUCAACUAUGAAUAUUUAUAAUAUUCUUGGAAAGCCAUUGGUUGAAAAUGCAAUGCGUGGUAUAAAUGGCACACUAUUUGCUUAUGGUCAGACAGCCUCUGGUAAAACUCAUACAAUUCUUGGCGAUGUAAAUGAAUUAGGGAUACUUCCUUUGGCAAUAAAGGAAGUUUUUGAUCACACAGUCAAGCAACCAGAUCGAGAAUUUCUUCUUCGUGCAUCUUUUAUUGAAAUAUAUAAUGAGGAAGUAACAGAUCUUUUGGCAAGUAAGAAAGAAAACAUUAAGAUUUUAACAAAUUCUGAAAAUGAUGUUGUUGUUGAAAAUCUCACAACUCACACUGUCAUUUCAUAUGAAAGCACAAUGGAUUUAGUACAAAAGGGAAUAAUUAAUCGAAAAAUUGGCAUUACAAACAUGAAUGAAAGGAGUAGUCGUUCUCAUCUAAUUUUUAGACUGGUUAUAGAAAGUAGAGAAAUCUUAGAACUAAACAACAGUAUGGAAGCUAAUGGUACCAUCAUAGCUGCUGAGCUAAAUGUUGUUGACUUGGCUGGUUCAGAAAGAGCUGGCCAAACCGGAGCCCAAGGUAUUCGUUUAAAAGAAUCAUCCUUUAUAAAUACAAGUUUGAUGUCACUUGGUGUAGUUAUCAGAAAACUUAGUGAAGGUGAUAAAAGUUGUCAUAUUCCUUAUCGUGACUCUAAACUCACUAGACUGCUUCAAAAGUCUUUGGGAGGUAAUGCUCGGACAUGCAUUAUUUGCACUGUUUCACCAGUUGUUCUUGAAGAAACACAGCAAACACUAUUAUUUGCAUCCCAGGCUAAAGAAGUUAAAAAUCGACCAACUGUUAAUGAGGUUCUGGAUGAUAAGUCAAUGAUGCGCAAACAGAUGAAUGAAAUAAACCUGUUAAAGAGGAAAAUUAUUGAAUUGGAAACAGGAAUAUCACAUUCAGAGAAAGAUAAAAUUCUUGCUGAACAAAUUUCUUACCAACAAAAGAUUGAAAAACAAAGAGAGCGCAUAUCCCUUCUUCUAAAAGAAAUUGUUUGUACUGGAAGAAGAAGUUUUCAAAAUGUCACAAAGAAGGAUAAUAUGAGGAGACUGACAUGGUGUCCUGGUGGUUUAUUAAAAAGUGGAAAAAACUUUAAUGAUAUUAAAUCAUUUGAUGAAGAUAUUGAAAUGGAUACUCUUGAUGGAUCCUUUGAAAAGAUUGAGUAUCAACUACUGAAACAAGAGUUUGACGAGUAUAAAGCUCAAACAUGCUCUCCUGAUGAAUAUAUAAAACUAAAAGAUAAACUUACUGCGUUAGAGAUUCAACAUGAAACAACAAAAAAUAAAUUAAGAGAUUUAAUAAUCAAUCAAGAACCACAUGAAGCUGUGCAAACACUCAGAGAAGAAAACAGCAGGCUGUGCAAUAAAAAUGAAGUUCUAUCUAAUGAUAAUGCAAAACUUCAAGCUGAAAUUGAUAUAAGUAAAGCCAAAAUAAAUUCAUUAAUUGAUGAUGUUGCUAUGUUACAAGAGCAACAAGAAUCAAUGGUAGACAAAGAUUAUCUUGAGCGGCUUAAAGAAGUGGUCAAUGCAAAAUCACUUGAGCUUGAAGAAUCCAGAAAAAAAUGUGAGCUUGAAAAUGAAGAGUUAAUUCAUGCUCUUGCAAAUCAAAAGAAACUUUGGAAUGAACAGGUAAUUUCUUUAGAAGAACAAAAAUUCAAUCUUGAACAAGAAUUACAUGCUGCCAACAAAAAAAUUAUUCACGAAUGCAAAAAAUCUGAAGACUUUCAGAAGGAGUUACAACUUUUAAAGGAACAGUUUUCUAUUCUAAAAGAAGAAAAUAGCAAAGCAAAAUCUCAAACUGAAAUGUUUGUUGAUGAAUGCAAUGAUUUGAAAUUAAAGUCUGACCUAUUAAUCUCUGCUGAUGAGGAUAUCAUAACAAAGAACCUAUUAGAUGAAUUGGAACUUUUGAAACAACAUUUAAGUUCGUUAAAUGAGGAAAAAGACAUUGCAGUUUCUGAAAAAGAAAUGUUAGCAAAGGAGAACAACGAUUUAAAAUUAAAGUUUAGUCAGAUUAGUUGUGAAGAAGAUAUUGUGAAAAAGAACUUAUCAGAUGAAUUGGAACUUUUGAAACAACAUUUAAGUUCAUUAAAUGAGGAAAAAGACAUUGCAGUUUCUGAAAACGAAAUGUUAGCAAAGGAGAACAACGAUUUAAAAUUAAAGUUUAGUCAGAUUAGUUGUGAAGAAGAUAUUGUAAAAAAGAACUUAUCAGAUGAAUUGGAACUUUUGAAACAACAUUUAAGUUCAUUAAAUGAGGAAAAAGACAUUGCAGUUUCUGAAAACGAAAUGUUAGCAAAGGAGAACAACGGUUUAAAAUUAAAGUUUAGUCAGAUUAGUUGUGAAGAAGAUAUUGUGAAAAAGAACUUAUCAGAUGAAUUGGAACUUUUGAAACAACAUUUAAGUUCAUUAAAUGAGGAAAAAGACAUUGCAGUUUCUGAAAAAGAAAUGUUAGCAAAGGAGAACAACGAUUUAAAAUUAAAGUUUAGUCAGAUUAGUUGUGAAGAAGAUAUUGUAAAAAAGAACUUAUCAGAUGAAUUAGAACUUUUGAAACAACAUUUAAAUUCAUUAAAUGAGGAAAAAGACAUUGCAGUUUCUGAAAACGAAAUGUUAGCAAAGGAGAACAACAAUUUAAAAUUAAAGUUUAGUCAGAUUAGUUGUGAAGAAGAUAUUGUGAAAAAGAACUUAUCAGAUGAAUUGGAACAAUUGAAGCAACAUUUAAGUUUAUUAAAUGAGGAAAAAAACACUGCGGUUUCUGAAAAUAAAGCAUUAGCAAAGGAAAACAAUCAUUUAAAGUUUACUCAGAUUAGCUCUGUUGAAGAAGAUAUUGUGAAAAAGAAUUUAUUAGAUGAAUUGGAACUUUUGAAACAGCAUUUAAGUUCAUUAAAUAAGGAAAAACAUAUUGCAGUUUCUGAAAAAGAAAUGUUAGCAAAGGAGAACAACGAUUUAAAAUUAAAGUUUAGUCAGAUUAGUUUUGAAGAAGAUAUCGUGAAAAAGAACUUAACAGAUGAAUUGGAACUUUUAAAACAACAUUUAAAUUCAUUAAAACAGGAAAAAGACAUUGCAGUUUCUGAAAAAGAAAUGUUAGCAAAAGAGAACAACGAUUUAAAAUUAAAGUUUAGUCAGAUUAGUUGUGAAGAAGAUAUUGUUAAAAAGAACUUAUCAGAUGAAUUGGAACUUUUGAAACAACAUUUAAAUUCAUUAAAAGAGGAAAAAGACAUUGCAGUUUCUGAAAAAGAAAUGUUUGCAAAGGAGAACAACGACUUAAAAUUAAAGUUUAGUCAGAUUAAUUGUGAAGAAGAUAUUGUGAAAAAGAACUUAUCAGACGAGUUGCAUUUUUUGAAGCAGCAUUUAAAUUUAUUAAAUGAAGAAAAAAACACUGAUUCCGAAAAAGAAAUGCUAAUAAAGGAGAACAAUAAUUUAAAAUUUGGUCAGAUUAGCUCUGUUGAAGAAGAUAUUUUGAAAAAGAACUUAUUAGAUGAAUUGGAACUUUUGAAGCAACAAUUAAAUUCAUUAAAUGAGGAAAAAAAUGCUGCGGUUUCUGAAAAAGAAAUGUUAGCAGAAGAAAACAAUCAUUUAAGAUUAGCUCAGAUUAGUUCUGUUGAAGAAGAUAUUGUGAAAAAGAAUUUAUCAGACGAAUUGUGUUAUUUAAAACAGCAAUUAAAUUCAUUAAAUGAGCAAAACAACAUUGCAGUUUCUGAAAAAGAAAUGUUGGCAAAAGCGAACAAUGAUUUAAGAUUAGCUCAAUUUAGCUCUGACCAAGAAGACAUUGUGAAGAAGAAUUUAUCAGAUGAAUUGCAACUUACAAAACAACGUUUAAUUUCAAUUAAUGAAGAAAGAAGCAUUACAGUUUCUCAAAAUGAAAUGCUUUUUAUUGAGAACAAUGAUUUAAAAUUGAAGCUGCAACAAUUUCACACUGUUGAAGAAGAAAUUAUGAAAAAGUAUUCUUCAGCUUUAGAUGAGUUGCAAAUUUUAAAACAAGAGUUGAACUUUGUCAAUCAGGAAAGAAACAGCGUUGUAUCUUUAAAUGAAAUGCUUGUUAAAGAGAACAAUGAUAUGAAAUUGAGAAUCAAUCACUUAACUUCUAUUGAAGAAGAUAUUAUGCAAAAAAACUUAUCAGUUCUAGAGGAAUUGCAACUUCUAAAGCAAAAGUUUGACUUUGUUAAUGAUGAAAAAAACAUAUCAUUGUCUAAAAAUGAAAUGCUCAUCAAGGACAUUGAUGAAUUGAAGUUAAAGUUUAAUGAAUCAAAAUCUAUGGAACAAGAUUUAAUGAAAAAGAAUUUAUCAGUUUCAGAUGAGUUGCAAUCAUUAAAACUACAGUUCAAUUCAGCUAAUGAAGAAAGAAAUAUUGCAGUUUCAGUUAAUGAAAUCCUUACUAAAGAGAACAAAGAAUUAAAACUUAAAGUUAACCAAUUUAGUUUUAUUGAAGAGGAAAUAAUGAAAAAGAAUGCAUUAGUUUUGGAUGAAUUGAAUCUAUUAAAGCAAAAUUUAAUGUCUGUUAAUGAAGAAAGAAACAAUACUGUUUCUGAAAAUGAAAUGCUUGUGAAAAAGAAUAAAGAAUUGAAAAUGAAAAUUGAUCAGUUGAAUUCUGUUGAAGAAAAAGUUUUUAAGGAUAAUUUAUCAGAUGAGAUGCAACGCCUUAAACAACAUUUAAAUUCAAUUUAUGAAGAAAAAAAUAAUGCAGAAAAUUUAAACGAAUUGCUUAGACAGGAGAAUGAUGAAUUAAAGUUGAAAGUUAAACAGUACAGUUGUUCCAUUAAUGAAUUUGAAAUGAAAAUAUUUGAUCUCACUCAAAGUUGCGAUAAAAAUAUAUUCGAACAACAAAAGAAAAUAAAUGAACUUAUUGACAUCAACAAAGAACUUAGUAUAAAAAGUAAUCAGCUUUCUGAUGAGAAGAAUCAGAUAUCUGAAGAACUUGAUUUAAUGACAAAUAAGUUUUCUGAUAUAGAGCAUAAUUUCUUGGUAACUCAAACGAAAAACCAUGACCUUAUGGAAGCAUUAAAAAAGGAGCAAGAAAAUUGUGCUAAACAGUGCAAGUUAUCAAAAAGUGCUUAUGAACGGAAAUGUGAUCAAAUUGAAGCAGAGACACAGGUUUUGAUGAAUACUUUAAAAGCGUUAAAAGCUGAAAAUAUUCAAAUAAUGGAGAUAAAUAAAGUAUUGAAAUCUGAAAUUUUAGUUGCAAAAGAAAAUUUAGAAUGUCAACAAAAUGAACAAAUAACAAUUAUAGAUAAACAUGAAAAACAUAUAAAAGAACUACAAAAUGAUAUUGCUUUACUGAACAAAAAGUUGGAAACUCACGAUGAAGUCAUAUCAAAAAACAAUGAUCUCGUACAAAAAGUCACAAGUUUAGAAGAAACUAAAAUUGAACUUGAACAAUCUCUUAACAAAGUUAAUAAGGCACUAAAGGAAAGCCAGUUAAAUAGUACUGAACAAUCUUCCCAAUUAACUUCAGUUGUACAUAAAGAAAACCAACCGUUCAAUAAUUCAGUUAAUUCAUUAAAGUAUGAAAAUUUGUCUAAAGAAGAAUUAAUAGACAAAAUAAAUCAUGUUGAACAUCUUCUUGAAUUAAAAAAAAAAGAUAUUUCUGUUUAUAACGAUCACCGUAUUGAACAAAAUGCAACGAUAGAACAACUCAAGAAAAAAAAUGAAGACUUAUUGUCUCGUUUAAAAAGACUUGAACAAAUUUUAACUGAUUUACGAAAACCUAGUGGUAAUGCUUCCACAAGAGAAUGGGAAGAACAUUGUAUAUCAUUAGAACGAAUCAAAGUUAGACUCGAAAGUCAGGUUUUACAUUUGGAAGAGAGAAAAAGAGUUUUAAAACUCCAACUUGAACGAUAUCAACAAGAAAAUACACAUUUAAAUGUAUUAAUUAAGCAAAAAGAUGAAAAGUUUGCAAAAGCUUCAAAAGAAAAUGAAGAAGAAAAAGAAAAACUAGCAAAUGCAAUUCAAAACUUAAAAAUCGAUAAUGAAAGAGUUUGCACUGGACUUAAAGAUGCUUUCAAUAGAAUGAAUGCUGCUGAGAAGGCAUUGACGGAAACAAAAUCUGUUGCAGAACUUGAGAUUUCAAAACGAGAUAGUGAAAUAGAGAGAGUCUCAAAUUAUCUUAUUCGUUCAUAUGAACGCUACCAGCACUAUAAAGGUAUUGCUAAAAACUGUCUUGAAAAUAAAUGUUCGGCUAAAAUCAAACCGAUUCAAAAUGAUGUCUUUACAAUGACAGAAAGUUAUUUUCCGGUUCUUUCAGAAAAAAGCACAGAACAAUUAAGUUCACAGAAACGUAGAAGUAAUGAACAAUUAGAAGGUGAACGGCAGAAGUCACGAAAAAAACUGUCAAACUCAAUAAAAGAAUGUGAAAACGAGGCAGAGUGUAACCAACAAUAAUGUUUUGGUGUAAUCAACAAUGUUUUUAUUCAACCAAUUCUUUUUAUUCUGUAUAUUUUUUUUAUAAGAAAAAGAGAAAGAAAACA